Molecule: messenger RNA, 2873 nt
Organism: Apodemus sylvaticus (European woodmouse)
Lineage: Eukaryota; Metazoa; Chordata; Mammalia; Rodentia; Muridae
Gene: Ms4a2
Product: membrane spanning 4-domains A2
Exons: 7
Coding region: 78-809 (243 amino acids)
Biological process (GO): cell surface receptor signaling pathway
Cellular component (GO): plasma membrane; Fc-epsilon receptor I complex; external side of plasma membrane
Source: RefSeq, a predicted model, not a curated record
UUAACUGCCCAUCCAGAGCACACCACAUUUCUGUGUAACAUUAUCUUUCAUUCCUGCAGAGCCCGAUUAGUGAAAAAAUGGACACAGAUAAUAGCAGCAGAACAGCUCUUGCUCUCCCAAACCCACAAGAAUCCUCCAGUGUACCUGACAUUGAACUCUUGGAAGCAUCUCCUCCUGCAAAAGCUCUACCACAGAAGCCACCCUCACCCCCACCACAGCAGACAUGGCAGACAAUCUUGAAGAAAGAGUUGGAGUUCCUGGGAGUAACACAAAUUCUGGUUGGUUUAAUAUGCCUUUGUUUUGGAACAAUCGUCUGCUCCGUACUCCACAUUUCAGAUUUUGAUGACGAAGUGCUUUUAUUAUAUAAAGCAGGCUAUCCAUUCUGGGGUGCAGUGCUGUUUGUUUUGUCUGGAUUUUUGUCAGUUAUGUCCGAAAGGAAAAACACACUGUAUCUGGUGAGAGGCAGCCUGGGAGCAAACAUCGUCAGCAGCAUCGCUGCAGGGAUGGGGAUCGCCGUAUUGAUCCUCAAUCUGAGCAAUAGCUCCGCUUAUAUGAGCCAUUGCAAGGAUAUAACCGAAGACGACGGCUGCUUCGUGGCUUCUUUCAUCACAGAACUGGUACUGAUGAUGCUGUUUCUCACCAUCCUGGCCUUUUUCAGUGCUGUGCUGCUCACUGUCUAUAGGAUUGAACAAGAAUUCAAAAGUAAUAAGGUCCCAGAUGAUCGUCUUUAUGAAGAAUUAAAUGUGUAUUCACCAAUUUACAGUGAGUUGGAAGACAAAGGGGAAAUGUCUUCUCCAGUUGAUUCAUAAGAAUCAGGAGACCACCAGGAGAGUCUGAUUCACCAUAUAAUAUUAAAAGUUGAUCUUUUGCAACAUUAUGGCAAAAUUUCUGCUUGCUCCACAUUCUGUCAGUUUUUCAACUGGAUUGUUCUGCAGAUGCCACUGUUUUAAUUAUGCUGUUUCUGUUCUUCUAAAUAUCUCCCUUUUUUUGUGGAUAUCAUUCACUCCAAUUUUCUUGUUUUGAAAGUCAUCAAGGAAUAAGUUGGCUUUAUUGUACAUCUAUUUUCAUGAACAAAAGGAAGAUAAGGAGGAAUUACACUGAGGAUUUAACUAAAUUUAGAUAAUCAAGGAAUAUUUGACUCUCAGUUAAUUUUAGAAUUCUCAACAGCUAUAGUUGUACAUGAUAUAUACCCACCACCAUAUCAAGCCUUCUGUAUAUAUUUUAACACAAUAUAUACUUUUCUAUUUAGGUAUAUUUUUCACCUUCAAUAUUAAUGGGAUUUUUAGAAACAUAAAGCUUUAUGAAAAGACACAUUUCAUCUGAUUCAUGAGUACAUUCACCUGCACAAUUGUUGCUUGGUGGUGUUUUCCAAUUGGUGAGUAGUAGGUAAUAGAGAUCAUUAUUAAAUCAUUCAGUCAGAUAGAUGGGGAGGUAAAAUCAGGGACACUGUGUGUGUACAUCCUUUAGUAAGACAUGUGGGACAAAUGAAGAAUAAACUGAUGAAGACUUGAGCUGUAAGGUAGUCGAUGGGAAUGACAAGAAAUGACCGUGGAUAACACCUGUAGGUAAAUAUCUACCAAAAGUUGGUAGAGAUUGCCAUGUAUGCCUAGAAUCUCAGCACAAGGCAAACUUCUGUUACAUAGUGAGUUAGAGGCCAGCCUGGGCUACACGAGAUCCUACAUCAAAGGACCUAAAGAGAAAUUGGUUUAAACUGUUAACACCUUAAAGGAUAGUUAAACAAACAGCACAGUUUGGCAUAUUUAGUGCUUAAGUCUUUAAUAAAUGUGAAUGAAUAACAUUGUGAGGGAGGGAAUUGGUCAUGCAAAAAUCUGGAUGGUGAAAGAGUAGGAGAAACAGAUGAAAUGUUGAAACUUAGUUUUAGACUUUUGUUCAGAGAUGAUUAUAAGAGAGAUCAUCAUUAAAUGGAGAAGGUCAAGACACCAGGAGAAUAAUUUUGAGAUAGCAUUAAGGUAGUUAAACUCCACAUGCCUAUACUUAGAAGGGGAAAGUAAGGAUCAAAAUCAGAAAGCCUAACAAUUAGUCAGAAAAACUUUAUAUUAUAUUUGGCAGCAGAUGCCUAUAGUGGAGAAAGUUAAACAAAGAGAAAAUAAUUAACCAAUAGAGACUGUACAUGUUGGCAUGGGAAAGAGAAGAGAAAAUAGCAAUUCCGAAUGAAUGCUAUCCCUGAAGAGGUAUUUCCCAGACGGUGUGGGCAGAGGACCAGAACAUUUGCAAAGGUGCCUAGCGAGCAGACGGUGAAUAGAAGGUAGUACAGGAAAAAAAAACAGCUGAGAAAAAUGUAUUUUGUUGCUGCUACUUAGAUUUUUUAAAAAGAAACAAAAAGAGACAUUGAAAAAUCUGUUUGCUGGAAUCAGUUAGUGUGUUCUCUGUGUGUGUCCAAGGACAGGUAACUUUUCUAAAUCUCCAUGUAAGGUUCACCUCAUCUAUAUACACCUCUGCACACAGCCAGACUCUUCAUUCACAGUUACUCUACUACAGUAGUAAACUGUGCUUGUGAUCUCCUUAUGUGUCUUCAGAUAGUGUUUAUACAAUAAAUUGGAAUUAUUUAACUUGAUAUUUGUAUUAGCAAAUAAAGGUGAAAGAAUAUGAGGGAAGUCUUGAGGAAGAAGAUCAAUGGUGGACAUAAUCAUAUUUCAUUGCACACAUUUGUAAAGUUAUUAGGAAUAAAGAAAACUCAUUUUAAAAAGAGCCAUGCACAUUAAAACAAUUAAUUAAAUGGUACCAAGGACAAAGAACAGUUUCUGGAGUCUUCUUCCUCAACUCUUUUCCCAGUAGAAUUGUAUGUAAAUAACUCUGAAGGUUGAAAACUGGACAUUGUACCACCUAUUGCAAUCUUUUGUUAAUAAAUUGGA